AUGACAAACACACCCACCCGCGCCACGGCGCCGGUGUCACUGGUCGUGGUCAGUGGCGCCCUUGGCAGUGGCAAGACAACCAUCAUCCUCCAUCUGCUGGAUGCCCUGUCGCGGCAGGGCUUGCGGAUUGCCGUGCUGAAGAAUGAAUUUGGCGAUGCGCAGGUCGAUCAGGCGCUGUAUCGCCGCGCGGCCGGGUCGGCCGACUCGAGGGAGUCCUCGGGGUCGGCCGAGCCUGCUGGCGGUGUGACUGAGGUCCGCGAAUUGGCCAACGGCUGCAUGUGCUGCACGCAGGUGGGCCAGAUCGAGGAUGCCUUGCGGGCCCUGGUGCACUGGCGUCCGACGACGGCCCCGGCCGGGCCGCCGGAUUUGGUCUUCAUCGAAACGUCUGGCGAUGCGCAGCCCGCCUCGCUGGCUUUGGAGUUGGCACGCAUUGCCCAGAAGCCGCUAUUGCCUCCCGGGACGCCGGCCGACCAGCGAACCGGCGGCAUUGAGGUCCGGCUGGAUGCCGUUGUGGCCGUGGUGGACUGCUUGAAUUUCUUCUCCGGCGCCGGAGCCACCGGACCAUUUGCCGCCGGGCCAGAUGGGUCGGCUGGCAGCUGGGUCCCAACACCGAGUGCCCUGCUUCAGGCACGCUUGGUGGAUUUGGUCCUCCUGAAUCGCAUUGAGCCAGCCCCGGGUGAGACCGAGGCCGAUGCCGACCGUCGCCUGGAUCUGGUGCGUGAUGUUGUGGACAGCCUGUUUGAUGAGAAGCCCAAGCUCCGGGCCCCAGGUGGCCGGGUUGAUCCGGCUCUCUUUCGGCUGACAGUGGCGGCGGCGGCGGCGGACACCGCGGCCGCCGCCACCGCGGCCACGGCCAGGCUCGAGGAUCCCUGCGAUCCGGGAUGCACGUUGGGUACCUGCGACCAUGCGGCGGCGCAAGAUCCAACCCGGCCGACACAUCAGCCUCUCCAGGUCCUGCAGGUUCACUCCCUCCGAGCAGAUGGAGCCCUCCCCCUCGGCCAGGAGGCCUUCGAGGACCUCCUGGGCCGGCUGCCAGCCGAGCAGUGCUUCCGAGUGAAGGGGCACCUGUGGUUUGCUGACCAGCCAGCUGAGCGGCACAUUUACAAUGUGGCCUUCGGCCGCCUGGACCACAUGAGCCAUCAGGCGUAUGAACAUCGGCCGGGGGACAGUCAGCCGGGCGACGUGUCUCGACUGGUUGUCAUCGGCCUCGAUCUGUAUAUGGUUCUGGGCCUGGUCCGCCGGGCGCUGGGCGCCGCUGAUGGGGAGACCUCCGUGGCACUGGCAUCCUAGGGGGAGUUGUGCUCUAGGGUUUGCUUGUUUUUUUUUUCUCGCAUCCGUGUGCAUUCGUAUGCAUGUGUAGACCUGCACGAGCAACAAUGUACCAAGGCCAGAAGGCGUGCGGA
Fonticula alba is the source of this 1403-nucleotide messenger RNA. RefSeq lists its product as hypothetical. NCBI's taxonomy places the organism in Eukaryota, Rotosphaerida, Fonticulaceae. Gene Ontology annotation, cellular component: cytoplasm. The transcript has a single exon. Bases 1 to 1290 code for a protein of 429 amino acids. The record is from RefSeq and is a predicted model, not a curated record.